AACCAAAUUCCUAACUACCAAACCAACGAGAGACAACACCAACGACCUCUCUCUGGACUAUUCCAAUCAUCACCUUCGUCCAAUUUUCGAUCGAUUCACCAAAUUGUCUUAUUGCUCCAUUGUAAUUUAUUUUCUUGAUUUAGCGAAAUUGAUUUCAUCAGAUUCUUUUUUGUAUCAUCACCCAAUUUUCCAAUUCGUUAUACACGAAUUUUCUAGGGUUUUGUUGAAAUUGAGAUUCAGAUUUGCUCUCUCUGAAACCAUUAAGUUAGGGCUAUGGCGGAGGAAAAAAACGGCGGACGUGUGAACGACGAAACUGAAUACUCAUCGGAGGACGAAGGUACAGAGGAUUAUAAGAAAGGAGGAUACCAUGCCGUGAGAGUUGGUGAUACUUUUAAAAAUGGAGCUUAUGUGAUUCAGAGUAAGCUUGGUUGGGGACAUUUCUCCACUGUUUGGCUUGCUUGGGACACUCAAGAAUCGCGUUAUGUAGCUUUGAAAGUUCAGAAGAGCGCUCAACACUAUACAGAGGCAGCAAUGGAUGAGAUAAAGAUUCUGAAACAGAUUGCUGAAGGUGACCCGGGUGAUAAGAAAUGUGUUGUAAAGCUACUGGAUCAUUUCAAGCAUUCGGGUCCUAAUGGGAAACAUGUUUGUAUGGUCUUUGAGUAUUUGGGAGAUAACCUUUUGUCAGUUAUUAAGUACAGUGAUUACCGAGGGGUUCCUCUUCAAAUGGUUAAAGAUCUCUGUUUUCAUAUUUUGGUUGGGUUGGAUUAUCUUCAUCGUGAGCUCUCUAUUAUUCAUACUGAUUUAAAGCCGGAGAAUGUUCUGCUUUUGUCUACGAUUGAUCCAUCAAGAGAUGCUCGGAGGUCGGGUGUUCCACUUGUUCUGCCAACCGCCAAGGACAAAAUUGUUUCUGAGGCUGCUGCUAAACCUGAAACUAAGAGUUAUACGUAUGAUGGGGAUUUGACAAAGAAUCAGAAAAAGAAGAUUCGUAAGAAAGCGAAGAAGGUGGUGGUGGCUCAAGAUUGUGGUGGAGAGGAAGCUUUAGAAGAAAAUGAAAGAGAUUCUAACUCUGAAGCAAGAACAAAUGGCAAUUCCACUGUAGAGAGAUCGGAAGGAAGUUCCACAAGAUUAAUGGAAGAUGAAGAAGCCAGAGAGAAGGCUAACAAAAAGAAUGGUCGGGGUAGUAGGAGAGGAAGCCGAACCACAAGGCAGAAAUUACUGAGUGACAUAGAGUGCAAAUGCAAAUUAGUAGAUUUUGGGAAUGCUUGUUGGACGUAUAAACAGUUCACAAGCGAUAUUCAGACAAGACAGUACCGAUGUCCAGAGGUUGUUCUUGGAUCAAAAUACUCAACCUCUGCAGAUAUGUGGUCCUUUGCUUGUAUCUGCUUCGAGCUGGCCACCGGAGAUGUCCUAUUUGAUCCGCACAGUGGUGAAAACUAUGACCGGGAUGAGGAUCACCUGGCAUUGAUGAUGGAGCUUCUCGGGAUGAUGCCACGAAAGAUUGCAUUAGGCGGUCGAUACUCUCGGGAUUUUUUCAACCGACAAGGUGAACUAAGGCACAUCCGGCGGUUGCGGUUUUGGCCCAUCAGCAAAGUCUUGAAGGAGAAAUAUGAUUUCAGCGAGCAGGACGCAAAAGACAUGGCAGAUUUCUUAGUCCCAAUUCUUGAAUUUGUUCCUGAGAAGAGACCAACAGCCGCUCAAUGCCUAACACACCCAUGGUUCAAUACAGGCCCAAGAUUACUGGAACCAUCAUUGAAACCGCAACAACCGAAAGGAGAAGGACCAGCAAAUGAGAACAUAGAAAAGGAAAAGGACGAAAGAGAGGCAAUGGAGGCUGGUGUAGGGAAUAUCGCUAUUGAUGGCUCUGAACCGAAGGUGGCAACAAGAGAAGGACGUCAAUAUGGACGGGAUCCACGCACGUAAAAAUGAGAAAACUGCCCGAAAAUUAUUUGUUCCGGUUUGUUGUUUGAGGUUUGGCUUUCUUUGGGGAAUCAAAGAUUCAGACUUUUGUGUUUCAUUUCGCUGUUUGACGGUAAAAUUCAGAAUUUUGUUGCUUCGAACCAAUUGAGAUUGGAAGUGGUGAGAAUACAUGGAGACACAAAUUAUGGGUUCAAUGAAGAAUCCACACAGUUUACUAA
Arabidopsis lyrata subsp. lyrata is the source of this 2135-nucleotide messenger RNA. RefSeq names its product serine/threonine-protein kinase SRPK. Gene Ontology annotation, biological process: spliceosomal complex assembly; protein phosphorylation; regulation of mRNA processing. The transcript is spliced from 4 exons. NCBI's taxonomy places the organism in Eukaryota, Viridiplantae, Streptophyta, Magnoliopsida, Brassicales, Brassicaceae. Bases 274 to 1920 code for a protein of 548 amino acids. The record is from RefSeq and is a predicted model, not a curated record. Gene Ontology annotation, molecular function: ATP binding; protein kinase activity.